UCACAUUUACAUAAAUUCUUCAAGUCAUCAUAUAUAGAAAUGGCUACUAUUCUUUUUUUCUUGAUUUUGGCUAUUUCUCUACUUGUGUUAUCAAUUCUCUUUUUUCUUUCUAGACUUAAACCUUAUUGUGAGUGUGAGAUUUGCAAAGGCUAUUUGAACUCUACAUGGUCUUUAGAGUUCAAAAAUCUUUGUGAUUGGUACUCUUAUCUACUCAAAAAGUCACCAAGUGGUACAAUUCAUGUACACGUUCUUGGAAAUGUCAUUACAGCAAAUCCAAACAACGUUGAAUACAUGCUCAAAACAAAUUUCGAUAAUUUCCCUAAAGGGAAACAAUUUUCUACGAUCCUCGGCGAUUUAUUAGGCCGAGGAAUUUUCGCCGUAGACGGCGAAAUGUGGAAGUUUCAACGGAAGAUGGCAAGUUUAGAACUCGGAAGCGUAUCGAUACGUUCGUACGCUUUCGAUAUCGUCAGUGACGAAAUUAGAAACCGGUUGAUUCCGCUUUUGAAAAGUAACAUCCACACCGUUGUGGACUUACAAGAUGUUUUACGACGUUUUUCUUUUGAUAGUAUUUGUAAAUUUUCUUUUGGUAUGGAUCCUGGUUGUUUAAAAUUAUCAUUACCAGAUUCAGAUCUUCAAGAGUCAUUUGAUUUAGCUUCGAAAUUGUCAGCUGAAAGAGCUAUGACAGUUUCACCUUUAGUUUGGAAAAUUAAAAGAGGUUUGAAUAUUGGAUCAGAAAAGAAGCUAAAAGAAGCAAUUAAAAAAGUUGAUAUUCUUGCUGAAGAGGUAAUAAUUCAGAAAAGAAAAAACGAUUUUUCUUCCCAAAAUGACCUUUUGUCUAGGUUCAUGAGGAAUAUGGAUGAUGAUAAACUCCUUAGGGACAUUAUCGUCAGUUUUCUUUUAGCAGGAAGAGACACAGUUGCUUCCGGACUGACUACUUUUUUUUGGCUACUAGCACAACAUCCACGUGUCAUUGAUGAAAUUCGAGCUGAGUCGAGUCGAGUCAUGGUAAGAAGAGAAAAGGAAACUUUAGCUAGUUUUGAAGAAAUUCGCGAAAUGCAUUAUUUGACUGCAGCUAUACAUGAGAGUAUUAGGCUAUUUCCACCGGUUCAAUUUGAUUCCAAGUUUUGUCAAGAAGACGAUACUCUCCCUGAUGGUACGUUUGUGGCUAAAGGGACAAGGGUGACAUAUCAUCCAUAUGCAAUGGGGAGGAUGGAGGGUAUUUGGGGUAAAGAUUGUCUCGAAUUCAACCCAGAAAGAUGGUUGGAAGACGGAGUUUUUAAGGCACAAUGUCCUUUUAAAUACCCAGUUUUUCAAGGUGGGGUUAGAGUUUGUUUGGGUAAAGAUUUAUCUAUUGUGGAGAUGAAGAGUGUUGCUUUGGCUUUGAUUAGGCAAUUUGACUUUCAAGUUCACGUGGCUACUAAAGAGCAGGCACCAAAGUUCAUGCCGGGAUUGACAGCCACCGUGAGAGGCGGACUUCCCAUCAUGGUUCAAGAAAGACGAGAACAAUAGACAGGGACGAAUUCAGGAUUUAG
Messenger RNA from Solanum verrucosum, 1532 nucleotides. Its product is annotated as cytochrome P450 94C1-like. Gene Ontology annotation, molecular function: iron ion binding; monooxygenase activity; oxidoreductase activity, acting on paired donors, with incorporation or reduction of molecular oxygen. The record is from RefSeq and is a predicted model, not a curated record. Bases 40 to 1509 code for a protein of 489 amino acids. The transcript has a single exon. NCBI's taxonomy places the organism in Eukaryota, Viridiplantae, Streptophyta, Magnoliopsida, Solanales, Solanaceae.